This is a messenger RNA of Echinococcus granulosus, 1887 nucleotides long. Its product is annotated as Acetylcholine receptor subunit beta-like protein. Gene Ontology annotation, biological process: signal transduction; regulation of membrane potential; nervous system process. The record is from RefSeq and is a predicted model, not a curated record. Gene Ontology annotation, molecular function: transmembrane signaling receptor activity; acetylcholine-gated monoatomic cation-selective channel activity. Gene Ontology annotation, cellular component: postsynaptic membrane; neuron projection; synapse. The transcript has 7 exons. NCBI's taxonomy places the organism in Eukaryota, Metazoa, Platyhelminthes, Cestoda, Cyclophyllidea, Taeniidae. Bases 1 to 1887 code for a protein of 628 amino acids.
AUGCUGCUACUCAUAGCGGUGGGUAUCUUGACGAUCGCCAUGUCAUGUCACGGAGGCGGUGUGGGCAGUGUUGUCGCGCCAACGCUUGUCACUUCCAUGGACUCCAAAUCGGAGGCAAAAGAUCAGUUGAAAAAGACCACCGCCUCAUUUAAUCCACUGUGGUAUGGAGCACUACAAAGGGAAUUUGUGGCACAGAAGAAGAUCGCCUCCGAGCAGGAGUUUGAAUUGGUGAAUUACCUCUUCCACAAACAAGGCUACAAUCCGUUAAUUCGCCCGGUUGCAAAUAUCUCAGAGGCGCUACGAGUCAAUCUCGGCCUCUGUAUGAUUAAGCUCAUACACAUUGAUGAACGCCGACAAGUCAUGAAAAGCAACGUCUGGUUACCGAUGGUGUGGCGGGAUUAUCAACUGACGUGGGAUCCUGCAAAGUAUGGCGGUCUGAAGGUGAUUCGUGUGCCCCACAAUAAAGUCUGGAAACCGGACAUAGUACUUUUUAAUAAUGCAGACGGCAACUACGAGGUAGUCUGGCAACCCAAUCUGCUUGUGCACUAUGACGGCUCAAUAUUGUGGAUGCCUCCAGCGGUCUACGAAAGCUCCUGUGCAAUAGAUGUGGAGUAUUUCCCCUUCGACGAACAGGAGUGCGAGAUGAAAUUCGGCAGCUGGGCAUUUGAUGCUUCAAGAAUUUCCCUUGGUUUCUAUUCCUCACUGGAUUUUGUCGAUCUCUCCGACUACUGGCGAAGUGGCACCUGGGAUCUGGUGGAUGUUCCCGCUCGGAUAGUGAAUACCUACAGUGGAGGUGUGAAUAACACCUACAUCGUCUACACCAUUAAAUUGCGUCGCAAGACCCUCUUCUAUACAGUAAACUUGAUUGUGCCCUGUGUGAUGCUAUCACUGCUGAGCAUCUUCGUCUUCUACUUACCCUCGGAUGCGGGCGAGAAAGUAACACUAGCCAUUAGUAUUGUCGUCGCCUUAGUAGUUUUCCUCAUCCUCGUCAGUAAGAUUCUUCCACCCACUUCAACAACUGUGCCUCUGAUCUCACGAUAUCUCAUGUUCACCUUCGUCUCUGACGUCUUUGCCGUAUUUGUCGCAGUUCUGGUGGUGAAUUGGAACUACCGAUCACCCAGAACACACACCAUGCCACGUUGGAUUAAGGUACUCUUUCUUCAAGCCCUUCCACACCUCCUUUUUCUUAAUCGCCUUCAGUAUCCAGAACCUGAGAAUGAGGAGUUGGAGAAGAAGAAGGGUGGACCACCAGCGUUAUACUUUGCAGUUAAUCAGUUUCCCUUGAAGAAUGAGGAUGCCUUUAUUCAGGACUUCCCGGAAGGCGCCUCACUUGAUAUUGCCUCCUACUUAACAACCGACUCUAUGGAGGAAAGUGUGUCAAGCUCCUCCAUCACGGCAGAGAGUUGCGGAAAUUUCUACGAAAAUCUACAAACUCAGUGUUUAUCCGCCUCUGAAAGCCAAAUGUCUGACUUGUCCCUGGAAAGUGAAACACCGUCGAGCGGGAAGGAAGUGAUCCUAUUAAAAGGACAGGUUGAAAUUCUGAAACUGCGGCAAUCUCCUCAUCGUAUUGGGGCGAGUAGAUGGAAACAGUCGGGCAGAUCGGUUAUGCCCAUGGCCAGAACGAGGAAACAAGAGGGCAUUGGCCUCCUUGAAGGUCUCAAAGCAAUGGAAUACAUCUCAGAACGAUUGGAAGAGAAGCGUCAAGAUCAAAUUGUAGUUCAAGAAUGGAAGUACGCAGCUUCAGUGAUAGAUCGUCUUGUGUUGGUCAUUUUCACCAUCACCUCCAUUGUGGUGGCCCUGAGUCUGCUAACCAAUGCGCCGUCUCUCCUUUCACCCAUUGACCAGGACACCGUCAUUAAUAAGUAUUCCGUGUUAAAGAGGACCUAG